AUGAUUCUCAUAGAUAGCAUAAAAUACUCGUGCAUAGAGUGUAUUCGUGGUCACCGAUCAAGUCUGUGCAGACACCACACACGACCGCUUCUCCAGGUUCGGUCCAAGGGUCGUCCAAAUGUGGCAGCCAACGGGAAUCCCAACCAUAGAAUAGCAGUAUUUGCCGAACAGAUCGAAGAAGAUAGUCCAAGCAGUAGUGAACUUGAAGGCUGUGGAAAUGGCGGGUGUGCAGACAAGUCUAGUGGCGGCAAGAAUAGUUGUCAAGAAGUGCAACAACAGCGUACGAGCAAAGCUCCUCCACCAGUGGUAAUCUUAAAAUACUCCCCGAAACAGGUUAUAGAUUUGGUAUCUGGACAGGUAAUAGGCCCAUAUGGAGAAGGGAAUGGUGGCAAGGCUGUAGGAGAAAAAUCAUGUGCUGGAAAAAAGUCUGCAACCAAAAGUUGUUGUGCAGCAAAAGAAUUGCAACCUAUCAAGAAAGAAUCUUCUUGUUGCGGAAGCAAGACUAAAGUGCAAUGCAAAUGUUCGAACAAAACGAGGACCAUCAACAAGUCUAAGAUCUUAAGAACAUAUUUACAAAACCAUUUACAAAACAGUGAAUGGAAGAUGGCACAAAAGUUAUCGCAGAAAGAACAGCCGGCUGUUACAGAACUAGCGAUGGUACCUCCGCCAGUAUUGUCACAAACUUUGGAUUCUACAUCUAUUACAGGACCUCCGCCGGUGUCGCUAGGAGGUAUAGGAGGAGGAGGACAAUCUUCUCUACUCCAAUACCCUCAAUUGAAAACCGAGGAAAAAACUUUGGAGCAAUCUAUGGCAGAUAUGCCUUCGGGUAUAUAUGACGUGGUGAGUAUUCCGGCGUGCUCUAUACCCGGGUCAUGUUGCUGCGAUGAUUCUUGUACAUGCACCGGAUGUAUGGUGCAUGGGAACUCUGUUGAUGACUUGGCAAAUUCUGUAGAGAAAAAUCCACUAGCUCAAGUUCUUUUCAGUGAAAGAGCUACUACAACUGUACCAUUGACUGGAUCCGUUGGCCAAACUUACCCUUAUUCCGAUCUUUUCAAUGUGAAUGGAUUCCCAAAGGAAGAGGAAACAGAAGACACCCCUUCUCCUGGAGGAGCAUGUGUUUGUCCUCCGACUGAAUGUGAUUGUACUAAUUGUGAAACCCAUGGUAUAAUCAAUGGGUUGAAGUUGGAUGAUUUUUUCAGUGAACAAAAUCAAUGGCUGGCUCAACAAGUACAACAACAACAAUUGUUACAACAUUUACAAAUUCAGAAUCAGAAACAAUCAUCACAACCAUUUAACCAAGCACUGAUCCAACUUAAUGACUUCAACCGACCCAAUGCUCCGUUUGACUACACCACAUUUUUGUUAAAUUCUCUCUUGAAUGGUCCAAUAAAAGAUGUAAAGAGUGGCGGUGGCCGUGAAGUAUAA
[Candida] anglica is the source of this 1425-nucleotide messenger RNA. The record is from the annotation of a GenBank genome assembly. NCBI's taxonomy places the organism in Eukaryota, Fungi, Ascomycota, Pichiomycetes, Serinales, Debaryomycetaceae.